UGACGCAUUUUUGUUCAAAAAGAUUGUUGAUGAGGAGCUCAUGUCUUGGGCUUUAUAUUUUGAUGACACAAAGCUGACUCAUGCACUUGAAAAGUUGGUGGUUGAAGAUUUCUUAUUUCCCUAAUUAUAAAUAGAUGAUGAAGGCUGAGCAAGUUCGAAGCAGUACAGCAAUAUUUUCAUCAGUUGGUGGUUGAAGAUUUAAUUCUGAGGCAUUUUCAAUAUCUCAUCAUCAAGCAAGAAAUUAAGUAGAAUGGAAGUACAACACAGCAGAUCAAGAAUUGGACAGAAGAAUGAUCAAAAUGCUAUUGGGAUUCCAAUGAUCAGUUCAUCAGAUUCUGCAUUAAUGCCCUUCAUGGGCGCUUCAAGACAGGCACUUUUAACUGAUCCUGCUGUUCAAUACCAACUCCUGCCUUCUUCUAAUUCCAAACAUUGUUCCAAAAUCAGACAUAGUAGAGUAGAUUCAGUAAUUGCCAAGAUGAUGAAGCUCGGAGAAAGCUUAGAUGGUUUCGCUCAAGGAAUUAGAGAGCAUGUGAAAUUAGGACCAAAGCUAGGCGAAACGGUGAAAGGAAAGUUGAGGCUGGGGGCAAGAAUACUCCAGGUUGGUGGAGUGGACAAAGUUUUCAGACAGAAAUUCAAUAUCAGAGAUGAUGAAAAGCUGUUGAAUGCUUCUCAGUGCUAUUUAUCAACAACAGCUGGGCCGAUAGCCGGACUCCUUUUCGUUUCAAAUCAUAGAGUUGCCUUCUGCAGUGACAGAUCCAUCAAACUCUCUUCUCCAACCGGAAAGCCGCUCAAAGCACAUUAUAAGGUGAUGAUCCCAUUGAGAAAAAUAAAGAGAGCUGCUGAAAGUGAGAAUGUGAAGAAACCAACACAGAAGUAUGUGCAAAUAGUGACUGAUGACAAUUUUGAGUUCUGGUUCAUGGGAUUUCUAAAUCAUCAAAGGACUUUGAAGUAUCUCCAGCAAGCCAUCCAUCAAGCCAGAUGAGACUUUUUAGGCUGAAGUGUUCAGAUCAUUCGAUGUUUUGGUAUGUAAGGAAGAAGCUAGCUAUAUAUACACUCUCAUAUUAACUGUAAAUUAAAAUUGUAAAAAUGCAAACUCAUUUCAUUACAACGACAAAUGUUCAUUAUGGUGAAAGAAUGAACUCAGUUAUUUCUAUCCUUCA
Sesamum indicum (sesame) is the source of this 1160-nucleotide messenger RNA. The record is from RefSeq and is a predicted model, not a curated record. NCBI's taxonomy places the organism in Eukaryota, Viridiplantae, Streptophyta, Magnoliopsida, Lamiales, Pedaliaceae.